UACUUGUAAACAUUCCUUAGACGUCAAAAUAAUUUAACAGGAAUAAAAUUAAUUAUCAUGGCAGACGAUAUGGAUUCAGAUGGUGUUACAGAUUCUCCUAAAAAAGGUCCAACAUUAUCAACUUCUACAUCUAGUUUUGAAGCUUUAGAUCCUCAUGAUCCAAAUUUAAGUAAAUUAGCCAAUAAUAUGUUUAGUAAAACGUCAGAAUAUUUAUAUGGAGAGUUAACAUCAACAUUAGAUGACUACAGGUUGCUGGAAAACAUGAAUCGAGCUGUAAUAACAAAAUAUUCUGAUAUGAAACACAUAGCUGUAAAUGUGACAAAAAGUGUAACUGAAUUAAAUGAAAAAUAUGAAGAUUUGGAGCCAUUACUACAACAAAUUGACCAAAUUGAAGAUAGUGUUGUUAAGUUAGAACAAGCUGCGUAUAAAUUGGAUGCAUAUUCCAAAAGAUUAGAGGCAAAAUUUAAAAGCUUAGAAAAGAGAUAAUCAUACAUUGUAUGUUAUGUUAAUUAUUAUAUAUAAAUAUGUUUUUAUUUUAAUUUUAAUAAAUUAUUUAGUUCUUUUUCA
Molecule: messenger RNA, 567 nt
Organism: Aethina tumida (small hive beetle)
Lineage: Eukaryota; Metazoa; Arthropoda; Insecta; Coleoptera; Nitidulidae
Gene: Blos2
Product: biogenesis of lysosome-related organelles complex 1 subunit 2
Exons: 3
Coding region: 58-486 (142 amino acids)
Biological process (GO): lysosome localization; endosomal transport
Cellular component (GO): gamma-tubulin complex; BORC complex; BLOC-1 complex
Molecular function (GO): gamma-tubulin binding
Source: RefSeq, a predicted model, not a curated record